Rhodofomes roseus is the source of this 1293-nucleotide messenger RNA. RefSeq names its product PLP-dependent transferase. The record is from RefSeq and is a predicted model, not a curated record. Lineage: Eukaryota; Fungi; Basidiomycota; Agaricomycetes; Polyporales; Fomitopsidaceae. The transcript has 4 exons. Bases 1 to 1293 code for a protein of 430 amino acids.
AUGCCCUCCCUCGACAUCGCCACCGUCCGCAGCGCGUUCCCCGCUCUCUCGUCGGGGUUCCUGUACGCCGACAAUGCAGGCGGGUCGCAGUGCCUCGCCGACGCGGUCGCCCACAUCUCCGAUUACCUCCUCAACACCAACGUCCAGCUCGGUGCCGACUACGCUGUCUCGCAGAAGAGCACGUCCCGGGUCGCAUCGGGCGCCGACGCAGCAAAGGAGCUGUUCAACGCUGAUAGCGUCGAUGAAGUCGCGUUCGGGAGCAGCGCGACGAUGCUGGUCGAGAACCUGACCCGCGCGAUAGAGAAGGACGUGAACGAAGGCGACGAGAUCAUCGUCACCGGAGAGCAUGAGGUCCUCGUCUAUCGCCCAGCAAAUGCCGGCCCGUGGAAGCGGCUCGCCGCCCGUCGCGGGGCGAUCAUCAAGCUUUGGCGCCCAUCGCAGAUCGCAGCGUCUCCGAACAACCCCUACGCAGUAUCCCUGCAGCUGGAAGCCCUGCUGCCCCUCGUCACUGCCAAGACGCGCUUGCUCGCGUUCACGGCGUGCUCGAACAUCCUCGGCUCCGUCGUCCCCGUGAAGCAGAUCGUACGUGCUGUACGGGAGAAGGCGCGCGAGCUCGGAGUGCCGAAGCUCGAGGUCUGCGUGGACUGCGUGGCGUACGCGCCGCACCGCCGGAUCGACGUCAAGGACUGGGACAUCGAAUAUUGUGUCUUCUCAGUAUACAAGGUGUAUGGCCCACACGCAUCCGUCCUCUACAUCCGCGCUCCCGCCCUAACCCACUCCCUCUCCUCACUCGCACAUCACUUCCUCUCAGUCGACACCAAGCCCUACAAGGUCCAGCCCGGCGGCCCCGGCUACGAGAUCGUCUACGGCUGCACCGCCGUGCCUCCCUACCUCAAGUCGCUCGCGCCCUCAGGCGCGCUCGCAGACGCGUAUGACCUGAUCGCGGAACACGAGCAGACGCUGCUGACGCCGCUCCUGGCGUAUCUCCGGGGCAAGACGGACAGGGGCGUGCGGGUUGUAGGUGAUGAGUAUGAGGGGCCGAGCCGCGUGCCUACUGUCAGCUUUGUGGUUGCCGGGGAGAGACCGAUACGGAGCAAGGACGUCGUCAAGGCGUUCGACGACAGGGGCGAUAUCGGUAUCCGGUAUGGGCACUUCUACGCGUAUACGCUCGUCGACACGCUGCAGCCGAAGCUCAACGUCGACGAUGCCGUUGUGCGCAUCUCUUUCGUGCACUAUAACACAGUGGAGGAGGUUGAGAAGAUCAUCAAGGUUCUGGACGAGGUCCUAGCAUAG